CAGGCCCAGGCCACUGCAAGCUGGAUGGGUCUUCCCGUUAGGGGAAGAACUGGGAGAGUUGGUUAUAAGAGAAGCCAAAUGGUGCCUCGGGGAGAAUGUUUUCUAUAUAAACUGGCUCUAACUUUCAGGUGUGUCUUCACAUGCCCUGUUUGCUACCUGCGCCUCUCCACAAAGACUCCCAGAUCCUGUAGAAUUGAAUUUAAUCAUCUCCUGACAAAAGAAUGCAAUUUCAACUUACCCUUUUUUUGCACCUUGGGUGGCUCAGUUACUCAAAAGCUCAAGAUGACUGCAACAGGGGUGCCUGUCAUCCCACCACUGGCGAUCUCCUGGUGGGCAGGAACACACAGCUUACGGCUUCUUCUACCUGUGGGCUGAGCAGAGCCCAGAAAUACUGCAUCCUCAGUUACCUGGAGGGGGAACAAAAAUGCUUCAUCUGUGACUCUAGAUUUCCAUAUGAUCCGUAUGCCCAACCCAACAGCCACACCAUUGAGAAUGUCAUUGUAAGUUUUGAACCAGACAGAGAAAAGAAAUGGUGGCAAUCUGAAAAUGGUCUUGAUCAUGUCAGCAUCAGACUGGACUUAGAGGCAUUAUUUCGGUUCAGCCACCUUAUCUUGACCUUUAAGACUUUUCGGCCUGCUGCAAUGUUAGUUGAACGUUCCACAGACUAUGGACACACCUGGAAAGUGUUCAAAUAUUUUGCAAAAGACUGUGCCACUUCCUUUCCUAACAUCACAUCUGGCCAGGCCCAGGGAGUGGGAGACAUUGUUUGUGACUCCAAAUACUCGGAUAUUGAACCCUCAACAGGUGGAGAGGUUGUUUUAAAAGUUUUGGAUCCCAGUUUUGAAAUUGAAAACCUUUAUAGCCCCUACAUCCAAGACCUUGUGACAUUGACAAACCUGAGGAUAAACUUUACCAAGCUCCACACCCUUGGGGAUACUUUGCUUGGAAGGAGGCAAAAUGAUUCCCUUGAUAAAUACUACUAUGCUCUGUACGAGAUGAUUGUGAGGGGAAGCUGCUUUUGCAAUGGCCAUGCUAGCGAAUGUCGCCCUAUGCAGAAGGUGCGGGGAGAUGUUUUCAGCCCUCCUGGAAUGGUUCACGGUCAGUGUGUGUGUCAGCACAAUACAGAUGGUCCGAACUGUGAGAGAUGCAAGGACUUCUUCCAGGACGCUCCUUGGAGGCCAGCUGCAGACCUCCAGGACAACGCUUGCAGAUCGUGCAGCUGUAACAGCCACUCCAGCCGCUGUCACUUUGACAUGACUACGUACCUGGCAAGCGGUGGCCUCAGCGGGGGCGUGUGUGAAGACUGCCAGCACAACACUGAGGGGCAGCACUGCGACCACUGCAGGCCCCUCUUCUACAGGGACCCGCUCAAGACCAUCUCAGAUCCCUACGCGUGCAUUCCUUGUGAAUGUGACCCCGAUGGGACCAUAUCUGGUGGCAUUUGUGUGAGCCACUCUGAUCCCGCCUUAGGGUCUGUGGCCGGCCAAUGCCUUUGUAAGGAGAACGUGGAAGGAGCCAAAUGCGACCACUGCAAGCCCAACCACUAUGGACUAAGCGCCACCGACCCCCUGGGCUGCCAGCCCUGCGACUGUAACCCCCUUGGAAGUCUGCCAUUCUUGACCUGUGAUGUGGAUACAAGCCAAUGCUUGUGCCUGUCAUACGUCACCGGAGCACACUGCGAAGAAUGCACUGUUGGAUACUGGGGCCUGGGAAAUCAUCUCCAUGGGUGUUCUCCCUGUGACUGUGAUAUUGGAGGUGCUUACUCUAACGUGUGCUCACCCAAGAAUGGGCAGUGUGAAUGCCGCCCACAUGUCACUGGCCGUAGCUGCUCUGAACCAGCCCCUGGCUACUUCUUUGCUCCUUUGAAUUUCUAUCUCUACGAGGCAGAGGAAGCCACAGCACUCCAAGGACUGGCGCCUUUGGGCUUGGAGACUUUUGGCCAGAGUCCUGCUGUUCACGUUGUUUUAGGAGAGCCAGUUCCUGGGAACCCUGUUACAUGGACUGGACCUGGAUUUGCCAGGGUUCUCCCUGGGGCUGGCUUGAGAUUUGCUGUCAACAACAUUCCCUUUCCUGUGGACUUCACCAUUGCCAUUCGCUAUGAAACCCAGUCUGCAGCUGACUGGACUGCCCAGAUCAUGGUGAAUGCCCCCGGAGGGAGUGAGCACUGCGUACCCAAGACUCCACGGUCAAAGCCUCAGUCUUUUGCCUUACCAGCGGCUACCAGAAUCAUGCUGCUUCCCACCCCCAUCUGUUUAGAACCAGAUGUACAAUAUUCCAUAGAUGUCUAUUUUUCUCAGCCUUUGGAAGGAGAGUCCCAUGCUCAUUCACACAUCCUGGUGGACUCUCUUGGCCUUAUUCCCCAAAUCAAUUCAUUGGAGAAUUUCUGCAGCAAGCAGGACUUAGAUGAGUAUCAGCUUCACAAUUGUGUUGAAAUUGCCUCAGCAAUGGGACCUCAAGUGCUCCCGGGUGCCUGUGAAAGGCUGAUCAUCAGCAUGUCCGCCAAGCUGCAUGACGGGGCUGUGGCCUGCAAGUGUCACCCCCAGGGCUCAGUCGGAUCCAGCUGCAGCCGACUUGGAGGCCAGUGCCAGUGUAAACCUCUUGUGGUCGGGCGCUGCUGUGACAGGUGCUCAACUGGAAGCUAUGAUUUGGGGCAUCAUGGCUGUCACCCAUGUCGCUGCCAUCCUCAAGGAUCAAAGGACACUGUAUGUGACCAAGUAACAGGACAGUGCCCCUGCCAUGGAGAGGUGUCUGGCCGCCGCUGUGAUCGCUGCCUGGCAGGCUACUUUGGAUUUCCCAGCUGCCGCCCUUGCCCUUGUAAUGGGUUUGCUGAAAUUUGUGAUCCUGAGACAGGGUCAUGCUUCAAUUGUGGAGGCUUUACAACUGGUAGAAACUGUGAAAGGUGUAUUGAUGGUUACUACGGAAACCCUUCUUCAGGACAGCCGUGUCGUCCUUGCCUGUGUCCAGAUGAUCCCUCAAGCACUCAGUAUUUUGCCCAUUCCUGUUAUCAGAAUCUGUGGAGCUCAGAUGUAAUCUGCAAUUGUCUUCAAGGUUAUACGGGUACUCAGUGUGGAGAAUGCUCUACUGGUUUCUAUGGAAAUCCAAGAAUUUCAGGAGCACCUUGCCGGCCAUGUGCCUGCAACAACAACAUAGAUGUAACCGAUCCAGAGUCCUGCAGCCGGGUAACAGGGGAGUGCCUUCGAUGUUUGCACAACACUCAGGGCACAAACUGCCAGCUCUGCAAACCAGGUCACUAUGGAUCAGCCCUCAAUCAGACCUGCAGAAGAUGCUCCUGCCAUGCUUCCGGCGUGAGUCCCACGGAGUGUCCCCCUGGUGGGGGAGCUUGCCUCUGUGACCCUGUCACUGGUGCAUGUCCUUGUCUGCCAAAUGUCACAGGCCUGUCCUGUGACCGUUGUGCUGAUGGAUACUGGAAUCUGGUCCCUGGCAGAGGAUGUCAGUCAUGUGACUGUGACCCUAGGACCUCUCAAAGUAGCCACUGUGACCAGCUUACAGGCCAGUGUCCGUGUAAAUUAGGCUAUGGCGGGAAACGUUGCAGUGAGUGCCAGGAAAAUUAUUAUGGUGAUCCACCUGGGCGAUGCAUUCCAUGUGAUUGUAACAGGGCGGGUACCCAGAAGCCCAUCUGUGAUCCAGACACAGGCAUGUGCCGCUGCCGGGAGGGUGUCAGCGGCCAGAGAUGUGAUCGCUGUGCGCCGGGUCACAGCCAGGAAUUCCCUACUUGUCUUCAGUGUCACUUGUGCUUUGAUCAAUGGGACCACAUCAUUUCUUCCCUCUCCAAAGCGGUGCAAGGGUUAAUGAGACUGGCUGCUAACAUGGAAGAUAAAAGAGAGACCCUGCCUGUCUAUGAGGCAGACUUCAAAGGCCUCAGAGGGAACGUGUCUGAAAUAGAAAGGAUUUUGAAACAUCCUGUUUUCCCAUCUGGGAAAUUCUUAAAAGUCAAGGAUUAUCAUGACUCUGUUAGAAAACAAAUCGUGCAGCUAAAUGAACAAUUGAAAGCAGUGUAUGAAUUUCAAGAUCUGAAAGAUACAAUAGAAAGAGCAAAGAAUGAAGCAGACCUCUUACUUGAAGACCUUCAGGAAGAAAUUGAUUUGCAAUCCAGUGUCCUUAAUGCAAGCAUUGUGGACUCCUCAGAAAACAUCAAGAAAUAUUAUCACAUAUCGUCAUCUGCUGAAAAGAAAAUUAAUGAAACUAGUUCCACCAUUAAUACCUCUGCAAAUACCAGGAAUGACUUACUUACCAUCUUAGAUACACUGACCUCAAAAGGAAACUUGUCAUUGGAAAGAUUAAAGCAGAUUAAGAUACCAGAUAUCCAAAUAUUGAAUGAAAAGGUGUGUGGAGAUCCAGGAAAUGUGCCAUGUGUGCCCUUGCCCUGUGGCGGUGCUCUGUGCACGGGCCGGAAGGGGCACAGGAAGUGUGGGGGUCCUGGCUGUCACAGCUCCCUGACCCUCUCAACGAAUGCCCUCCAAAAAGCCCAGGAAGCAAAAUCCGUUAUUCAUAAUUUGGACAAACAAGUUCGUGGGUUGAAGAAUCAGAUCAAAAAUAUAAGUAAACUGGCAGAAGUCUCCAAAAACAAUGCCUUACAGCUAAGGGAAAAACUGGGAAAUAUAAGAAACCAAAGUGACUCUGAAGAAGAAAAAAUCAAUCUUUUCAUCAAAAAAGUGAAAAACUUUUUGUUAGAGGAAAACAUGCCUCCAGAAGACAUCGAGAAGGUUGCGAAUGGUGUGCUUGACAUUCACCUAACAAUUCCAUCCCAAAAUCUAACCGAUGAACUUGACAAAAUACAGAAACUUACGCAACUCUGUGAGGAUUACAGGACAGAUGAAAACAGGUUAAAUGAAGAAGCAGAUGGAGCCCAAAAGCUUUUGGUGAAGGCCAAAGCAGCUGAGAAAGCAGCAAAUGUUCUAUUAAAUCUUGACAAAACAUUGAACCAGUUGCAACAAGCUCAAAUCACUCAAGGACGGGCAGACUCUACCAUUACACAGCUGACUGCCAAUAUAACAAAAAUAAAAAAGAAUGUGCUGCAGGCUGAAAAUCAAACCAGGGAAAUGAAGAGUGAGCUGGAGUUAGCAAAGCAGCGAUCAGGGCUGGAGGAUGGACUUUCCCUGCUGCAGACCAAGUUGCAAAGGCAUCAAGACCAAGCUGUCAACGCGAAAGUUCAGGCUGAAUCUGCCCAACACCAGGCUGGGAGUCUUGAGAAGGAAUUUGUUGAGCUGAAAAAACAAUAUGCUAUUCUCCAACGUAAGACAAGCACUACAGGACUAACAAAGGAGACAUUAGGAAAAGUUAAACAGCUAAAAGAUGCUGCAGAAAGAUUGGCUGGAGAUACAGAGGACAAGAUAAGAAGAAUAACAGAUUUAGAAAGGAAAAUCCAAGAUUUGAAUCUAAGUAGACAAGCAAAAGCUGAUCAACUGAGAAUAUUGGAAGAUCAAGUUGUUGCCAUUAAAAAUGAAAUUGUUGAACAAGAAAAAAGAUAUGCUACAUGCUAUAGCUAGGCAGAGUUAAAGUGCAAAAGCUUGUGCCUUCGUUUCUGGUUUCUGAUGUACAAGCCCCUGGGGCUCUGUUGAACCUGUGAAAUACUGACAGUGUCUUCUACCUUCCUUCCCCACACCCCGUCCUUAUUACACACCUGCUCAGUGUGGCUGGAGGUUGAAAUGUCACCAGGAAAAUGCCACUUCAUAAUCGAAAGGGGAAAGUAAUGAGAUUGUCUCUGGUUUCAGAAACUUUUCCUCUUACCUUCCUUUCUCUUUCCUAACUUAAAAAUAACAGGUUCCAUAUAACAAGUAGAAAUUUAAGUAAGUACUCUACUUACUAAUAAUCAUUUCAGUCAGAUAAACCUAAACAUUAAAUAAGUAUCUCCAAUACUAGGAUGGAAUACAUAUGUAUGGCAUGUACUAGAUUGUCCUAUAUUUUAUGUUUAUUUGGAUUUGCUUUUAUUUGUAAAAUUAUUCUUUUCUGAAUAAACUGCAUACAAUUCAAAA
Molecule: messenger RNA, 5993 nt
Organism: Symphalangus syndactylus (siamang)
Lineage: Eukaryota; Metazoa; Chordata; Mammalia; Primates; Hylobatidae
Gene: LAMB4
Product: laminin subunit beta 4
Biological process (GO): basement membrane assembly; tissue development; axon guidance
Cellular component (GO): laminin trimer
Source: RefSeq, a predicted model, not a curated record